GGCGGGUGCGCGACGGCUGGAUUUGGAGCCUUGAGGGAGAGGGGAAGAAAGGUGGGGAACGGGUGUAAGAAGGAGAUGAGGAUUACGGGGAGAAAGGGUUAGAAGGCAGGGAGAGGAGGAGUGAGAACAAGCCAGCCCGGGAGGUAGAAGGAGGCAAAAAACCAGGGAGGGUAUUAAGGAAGCCGGACAGAGAAUGAUGUUAGGAAGACCAAGACUGGCAAGAGGGAUCCUGGGGGUAGGUGUGAGAGCAGGGGUCUGAAGGGGAAAGCUGCUCAGGGGAUGGUAGUGCGGUGAGGGAUGCUGGGGUAAGAGUUGGAAAUGGCAGGCAAGGGAGGACAGAGCUGGGGUAAUAGUUGGGAGUAGAAGAGAGAGUGAUUAAGAGCCAGACGUGACAAGGGUGUGAACUAGUGUAGAGCGAGAUGAGCUGAAGGACUAGGACCGGCUGAGGGUUGGGAGCUGAGACGUUCUGAGAAAGGUAUGGGUUAGUGGGUGGGCAGUGGGUGUAAAUUCUUGAAAGUGAGGGAGUGUGAAUGAGACUCUUGUACUAGUACUAGGUGGAGUUAGGAACAAGUGUGGUGGAAGGGUGAAAGGAGAUAGAGGUGGGAGAUGGAGCUUUUGUCAGACAAUUCGGGGACCAGAAAGGCUGACAGGAGAAGAGAGUAAGGUGUAAGAAGUGAUGGCGGUCUGGGACAGGGUAAGUGGUGAAUCGUAUUAAUUGAUGAGGCUCAGCAAGAUCCAAGGUGAAAGAGUGAGGGGAAGAGACAGGACUGUAGGUGGAGGGUGAGAGGAGCAAGACAGAGAUGGGCCCCAGAGAUGGAACCUAGGAGGGUGGGAUGGGCAGUAAGGGAAGAGAACAGGGUUAAGGGAAGCUGGGGGAGUCUGCUGGAUGCAGAACUGGGGUAGACCGCACUGGGCUGGGAAUCACAAGCGCAUGUUGUGGGGAGAUGCUCCAGAAGGUCUGCUUGGGUCAGGGCACAGACGCUGUAGCGAAGGAUCAAGUGUAGGGAGCCUUUUGGAGCAGCAGAGGAGGAACCAUGACUCUUUGGAUGGGAAGAGACCUUGAAAGGACCUCUAGUUUACCCUGCAACUUCAGUCAAUAUCCCACUUAAAUCAUCCCAGAUUUACUGCCAUUUUAAUGGAGUUACAGAGGGAGGAGAGAAGUAAUAGAGAAGAGGAAACCUAACCAAUGAUUGUGGAAUAAUAUGGAAGAAGAUAGAAAAAACUUGUUUAAUGGGUUGAAAGAGUGGAGACUUCUCUAAGACAUGGAUAGAUGCAAACAUGUAGGGCGGUUGCGACUGGCCCAGGACCACUCCAUCCUGAACCCACAGAAGUGGUGCUGCAGGGAGUGCACCACCACUGAGUCGGUGUGGGCCUGUCUCAAGUGCUCCCACGUGGCCUGCGGCCGGUACAUCGAGGAUCACGCCACGAAACACUUCGAAGAGACGGGACACCCAUUAGCCAUGGAGGUCCGGGAUCUCUACGUGUUCUGUUACUUGUGCAAGGACUACGUGCUCAAUGAUAACCCCGAGGGGGACCUGAAGCUGCUGAGAAGCUCCCUCUUGGCUGUCAGGGGCCAGGAGCAGGACCCACUGGUGAGGCGCGGGAGGACGCUGCGGUCCAUGGCCUCCGGCGAGGACACGGUCCCGCCGCAGCGCGCCCCUCAGGGACAGCCGCAGAUGCUCACGGCUCUGUGGUACCGGCGCCAGCGCCUGCUGGCCAAGACGCUGCGGCUCUGGUUCGAGAAGAGCUCCCGGGGCCGGGCCAAGCUGGAGCAGCGGCGGCAGGAGGAGGCGCUGGCGCGCAAGAAGGAGCAGGCGCGGCAGCGGCGGCGCGAAGUGAAGCGGCGGCUGCUGGAGGAGCUGGCCAGCGCCCCUCCGCGCAAGAGCGCGCGGCUGCUGCUGCACGCGCCCCGCGCCGCGGCCCCGCGGCCCGCCUUGCCGCGCCCGCCCGCCGGGGGCCGCCUCACGCCGCGCCGCGCGCCCGCCAUGGCGCCGGGCGUCACGGGCCUGCGCAACCUGGGCAACACCUGCUACAUGAACUCCAUCCUCCAGGUGCUCAGCCACCUGCAGAAGUUCCGCGAGUGUUUUCUGAACCUCGACCCUUCCAAAACGGAACAACUGUUUCCCAAAGCCACCAACGGGAAGGCCCCGCUCUCGGGCAGGCCGGCCAGCAGCUCGGCCACCGAGCUGGCGGCGAGGAGCGACCGGGCCAAGUCGUGCGAGCGGGAGGGCCUCUACCUGAACGGCGGGGCCUCCAUCAGCAGGAGCCUAGAACUCAUCCAGAACAAGGAGCCGAGCUCGAAGCACAUUUCCCUCUGCCAUGAACUGCACACCCUCUUCCGAGUCAUGUGGUCCGGGAAGUGGGCCCUGGUGUCACCCUUCGCCAUGCUCCACUCGGUGUGGAGCGUGAUCCCUGCCUUCCGUGGCUACGACCAGCAGGAUGCGCAGGAAUUUCUCUGUGAACUGUUGCACAAAGUUCAGCAGGAACUCGAGUCUGAGGGGACCACGCGCCGGAUCCUCAUCCCCUUCUCCCAGAGGAAGCUCACCAAACAGGUCUUAAAGGUGGUGAAUACCAUAUUUCAUGGGCAGCUACUCAGUCAGGUCACAUGUGUAUCAUGCAAUUACAAAUCCAAUACCAUUGAGCCCUUUUGGGAUCUGUCCCUGGAAUUCCCUGAACGCUAUCACUGCAUAGAAAAGGGCUUUAUCCCUUUGAACCAGACAGAGUGCCUGCUCACUGAGAUGUUGGCCAAGUUCACAGAGACAGAGGCUCUGGAAGGGAGAAUCUACGCUUGUGACCAGUGUAACAGCAAACGACGAAAAUCCAAUCCAAAACCCCUUGUUCUGAGUGAAGCUAGAAAGCAGUUAAUGAUCUACAGACUACCUCAGGUCCUCCGGCUGCACCUUAAGAGAUUCAGGUGGUCUGGCCGUAAUCAUCGAGAGAAGAUUGGGGUCCAUGUCGUCUUUGACCAGGUAUUAACCAUGGAACCUUACUGCUGCAGGGACAUGCUCUCCUCUCUUGACAAAGAGACCUUUGCCUAUGAUCUCUCCGCAGUGGUCAUGCAUCACGGGAAAGGGUUUGGCUCAGGACACUACACAGCCUAUUGCUACAACACAGAGGGAGGUUUUUGGGUCCACUGCAAUGACUCAAAGCUGAAUGUAUGCAGUGUUGAAGAAGUGUGCAAAACUCAAGCCUACAUCCUUUUUUAUACUCAAAGAACAGUUCAGGGCAAUGCAAGAAUUUCAGAAACCCAACUCCAAGCUCAGGUGCAGUCCAGCAACAACGAUAAGGGCAGAUCACGGACCUUCCCCUGAAUGGGAGGCACAUAUCAAGGACUGGCUUGCUUUUAAACUAUUGGUGUCUGUAUAUCUUCCCUCUUCUAGGAGAUAAGGUUUACUGCAGGAACAGAUUACUAGGUUUGCCUCACUGGGUCUAGAGCAGAAAGUGCCAGCUGACUCCUGUCCUAUCUUAAAAUUUAUAGUCACUUUUGUUUGAAUGGAUUUUGAAAUUCCCUCCUUUGAUAAAACAAAUCAAAAGGAGUAACUUCUAUGAAGAGUCUUUCAUCAGUUGCUUCUGAAUAUAGAGGGAUCUGGGUGGAGGAAAGGGAGGAAAUUGAUCAUAUCCAGCCAGGAGGGCGGCCAUGUUUUCUUUCCAUUAUAUGAUUCCCUUGCUAAUCAGGACCUCCUUGCAGACCUCCAGAAGAGCCCUCCUGAUGUGAGCAGCCCCGGACAGAGCACGUGAGGAGGGACCCUGGGCUGGCAGCUUGCUGAAUGGGAUUGGUUCCAAGGCAGGAGGUGAAGUCUAAGGAUUUGUUCGUACAAAUGAAGUAACCCUCAAGGGUUGAAAACUUGCAGACUUCCAUUUUUAGGGAAGAGCAGUUGAAGAGGGGAAUGAGAUUCAGAGAGCAAAAUUUCCCCAUGCAUAAUGGGAGAUUUUUUUCACCUGCCUUACCCUCCUUGGCUGCUGCUGUCAUUUAAUUAUUCCACAUCUUCUGAGAUGGCCAUGAACGUCCUUUCAUUCUAAAGGAGCAAUUCAGAAGGGAAAGCAGCUAACUGGUACAUGACAUGUUCUCUGUUGUGUGCUGAGCCUAAAGGCACUCCUGGCUCAGCCCAGUUAUUUAGCAAACACCUGCUUCAGGUCUAGGGCAAGCACAUGGCUUGGUUUGAAUUGGUCUUUAGGUCACUUGUCUGAGGCAUUCUCAGAAUGCAGUCGAGGGUGAGCAGGGAUAGCUGGUGGUCCAAGGUUCAUCUGAAUGUCUGUCACCCUUCUUACCUUGGUGCAGUGUGCAGCUUUUCUUAACCUGCAACUUCUUUCUAGCACCUGGAGGGUUAGAACAUUCUUGAUCAACACAAGGUUUGGGAGCUUUUGCAUUCCUAGGGUUUACAAAUAUGCCCCCUGUAUGUCCAAACAGUUUACUGCUGAUGGCCUUGGCCUGUUUCCUCCCAAAUCUGAUAAUCCUACGGUUUCUUUGCCCACCCACACUCAGUCCAUCAGAGAAAAAAGCAAGAAUCCCGUGUCCUUUACUCCAGUGCUAGUAAAAUACAUCUUUCUUUUUAAACUGGGUUAGUUUCUAAGUGGAAUGAAAUUGCCAAGAUGGAAACCCUCCUCCCAGCAGGCACCACUGAACUUCCCUCCUUAAUCCUUUGCUUAGACUUUGCCAGUAAAAGUGAAUGCAAACCAUAACUGUCAUUGUAGGGUUGCUGCAGCCUGCCUCACCCUGUCAUUAUGAAUGCUCAUCUUUUGACUGAGUAUAUCAUUAUUAACAUAUCAAUUCAGGUAGAAGUACAGUUACCACUUGAAGGGAGUAGAUGUGGAAAGGAGUUUGAGGAUGGGUGGGAAGUUGGGAAAAGAGGGUCAUAGCUUUAGUGAUUUGAUGAGCCACAUUUCCCAAACAGAUCUGUUUGUAGCAUUUGCUGUUGACCUCUUUUAAGAUGAACUCUCCCAUAGGACCCGCCAGACAGCACUGAGACAUGGGAAAUUCAGAAAGAAAAUGGCUCACCCUGGUAAGGAAGGGUGAGUGACUAUAUUUUGAAUAAAACUUGCUUUUUCCAACAC
Messenger RNA from Manis pentadactyla (Chinese pangolin), 5052 nucleotides. RefSeq names its product ubiquitin specific peptidase 49 (gene USP49). Gene Ontology annotation, cellular component: cytoplasm. The record is from RefSeq and is a predicted model, not a curated record. Bases 1263 to 3311 code for a protein of 682 amino acids. Gene Ontology annotation, biological process: protein deubiquitination. Gene Ontology annotation, molecular function: cysteine-type deubiquitinase activity; zinc ion binding. NCBI's taxonomy places the organism in Eukaryota, Metazoa, Chordata, Mammalia, Pholidota, Manidae. The transcript has 9 exons.